Carassius carassius (crucian carp) is the source of this 2716-nucleotide messenger RNA. Its product is annotated as E3 SUMO-protein ligase ZBED1-like. The transcript has 3 exons. Gene Ontology annotation, molecular function: DNA binding; protein dimerization activity. The record is from RefSeq and is a predicted model, not a curated record. Lineage: Eukaryota; Metazoa; Chordata; Actinopteri; Cypriniformes; Cyprinidae. The coding region runs from base 53 to 2047 and encodes 664 amino acids.
CACUAAGGCUGAACGAUUAAUUGCAUUUGCGAUAAUAUCGCGAUAUGAGAAAAUGCGAUUUUCUAAUCGCUACGUGCGCGAUUUGAGGUGGGCACGUGACGCGAGCGAAAGAGCGGAGAACUCGGCUGCAACAACUUUUCAUCCUGUCAGUUCAUCUUUAACCUGUAGCGCAAUGGCCUCUGCCUCGACGGAACAGUCAGUAACUGACACAGCUGCGACUUUAAUCUCAAAGAGGAACAGCACGUCGGUGGUGUGGAACUAUUUUGGUUUCAAAAAAGAAGAUGCUGCACAGCUUCAGGUGUUAUGCAGAGCAUGCCGUGCUCCCGUUGCGACUUCACGGGGUAACACUACAAACUUGUUUCAGCACUUAAAAAAAUACCACAAAUCAAUGUAUGACAGUUGUAUGACCAAAAUACCGAGCACCAGUGCGCCAGACAGGCCAAAUACCUCAAGACAGGGAUCACUGACCGAAAUGUUCGAAAGUGUCACUCCGUAUGAACGUAAUUCAAAACGGCACGGGGAAAUCACUCGGGCAAUAACCGAGUUCAUAGCCAAAGAUAUGAUGCCUCUCAGCACGAUGACCAAGCCUGGAUUCGUGGCAUUGACAUAUACGCUUGAUAAACGGUACAAUAUACCCUCCCGUACAUACUUCAGUCAGACUGCCAUACCGGAGCUGUACAAAAAGUGUAAAGAGAAAGUCGCCGCGGAGGUUAAAACGGUGGAGUUUUUUGCUAGCACUACAGAUAUGUGGUCAAGCCGCACAGCUGAGCCUUACCAGAGUCUUACAGUCCAUUUUAUUGAUGAAGAUUUCAACCUCAGAGCUCGCUGCCUACAAACUACCUACUUCCCAGACGACCACACAGGGGAAAAUAUUGCAGCCGGCCUGAGAGAAGGGCUUGCCAGCUGGGAUCUCCACGAGGAGAAUCACGUCUGCAUCACGACGGACAACGCGUCAAAUAUGGUUCUGGCUGCGCGGCUUAAUGAAUGGACGAGGCUCCAGUGUUUUGGGCACAGAUUACAUCUUGCCAUUGAAAAUGCACUCAAAGAUGACAGAGUGUCAAGGGCAACAGCACUGUGCAGGAAGCUGGUGGGACACUUUUCCCACAGUUGGAAGAAGAAGGCAGCACUGAUGGAGGCACAGAGGGAGCUCAAACUCCCUGAGCACAACCUCAUAACGGAGUGCCCAACAAGAUGGGGAUCUAAAGAAAUGAUGAUUGCUAGAGUGCUUGAACAGGCCAAAGCCAUUUCUCAGGUAUUGUCUGGAGAUCGAUAUGCACGCUCCCUCAUCCCAACCUGGCAAGAUAUUGAUGUGUUGGAGUCGAUUCACAAGGCACUGCAUCCUCUACUGGAAUUUACUGAUGCUCUUUCUGGAGAGGAGUAUGUGAGCAUCUCCUACCUCAAGCCAGUUCUUCACCUUUUUGCCACAUCAGUCCUGGCUGAAGAUGCUGAGGACACUGACCUGACUAAAUCAAUAAAAACCAAAGUCCUAGCAUACCUCAAUAAUAAAUAUGGAGACCCAAACAUCCAGGAGCUUUUGGAUGUUGCCUGUUUCCUGGACCCUAGGUUCAAAAUACAGUACAUCAGUACUGACAACAUCCCUGCUAUCAAGACCCGACUGAAGACAGAGAUGGUAGACUUAGCACAGCGUACAUAUCAUCGGGAGAAGAGGUCUCGUACUGAAACUGUUCAGAUGCCUCAAAGUGCACAGCCCUUGGGGGAAAAGGCGAAGAGGUCUCUUGGCAGUUUUUUCAAGACCAGUGCAGCCUCUCCUUCUUUGCCUGUUGAAGAUGUCGCAGAGGCAGAGUUAAACAAUUACCUGAUGACUCCUACCAUUGAUGGAGAAGAUGAUCCCUUGGCUUGGUGGAGGGUGCACAAGAUCAGCUACCCACAGUUGUGCAUCAUGGCCCGCAAGUAUCUUUGUGUACCUGCCACAAGCGCUCCCUCAGAGCGUCUUUUUAGCACAGGAGGGAAUAUUGUGACUUGCACUCGCUCAUCCUUGAAGCCAGCAAAAGUCAAUAUUCUGGUUUUCUUAGCAAAAAACCUGUGAGCCACUGAGAACAAAACUGUUGGAUCAUUAUAGCUGGCAGUGCCAUACUCGUAGUGAACUUUAGUCUGUGUGGUGUGUUAUUGUUGUGUACUUGAUAAGUGAGGUUGAUCUAUUCCAAAUUAUAAUAUUCAAAUAGUUUUUGUCUAAUUUAAAAGUGCAUUUCUCCAUUUUUUUAUUUAUAACUUUAUUUAUUUUGAUUUUACUAAAUAUUUUCAAAGCAAAUGCUGUUGCAGUUGUGUGAAAUGUUACUGACUUUGGAGCAGUAAGAUAAUUAUUAUUUUUAAUUAUUUUUUUCUUCAGACUGUAAAUUUUGCACACAGUGUUUACAAAGUGCGCAUACCUUUGUUUAAAUUAUUGAAAUGCACAGUGGCAAAGCCAUAGAUGUUUCUGCAACGAGCAGUUCAAUAAAAAUGUCAUUUAUUUCAAGUCAUACAUGUUUUAAUUUAAUUAUAACAAAUAGGCCCAGCCUAUGGGAAAGAACAUUUCACACUAAAUGCAUCUAAUAUUGUGUUGGUCAUAUUUAAAUAAUUCAUUACGUUUUGUUGGGGAAAAAAGAGGAUAAAAAAAUCUUUACAAAACAAAUCGCAUAUUAAAUCGCAAUCGCAAUAUUGGGGAAAAAAAUCGCAAUUAGAUUAUUUUCCCAAAUCGUUCAGCCUUACUUUGCACCCC